GAUGCUCUGAGUUACGCAAACGAACACAAAAGGUGUGGGAUGGCUGUCUCGUUUUACACCUAAUCCCAGUUAAGGUGAUUGCCACAGGUGCUGAUCUGACAUUUUGAGAGCUCUAGCUAGCAGGAACGCAGCAGCAGCAUGACUAGGGGCACCUUUUUCCUUUUUCUACUUGCUCUUGUUGAAGUGACCGCUUCCAGCAUAAAUGAUACCAGCAUUCGUGAAAAGCGGGAUGCUGUUCUUAUACGUUCAAAGAGAAGAUGGGUUCUGUCCACCAUUGAUCUAGAGGAGAACAUGCCUGGACCUUUUCCCGCGGAGGUAACACAGAUGUUCAAUGACCAAAAGGGGGACAACACCGUCAAGUUCCGCAUCACAGGAGAUGGAGUGACAAAGGAACCACUUGGUUUGUUUUCCAUUGACGAAAACACUGGGGUUGUAUACGUACACCGGGCCAUCGACCGGGAAAUGAAUCGCAUGUUCCAUGUAGACUUUGACGUGCUUAGCAGGGCGACUGACCAGGCGGUGGACAAAACGUUGUCAUUUAAUGUGGAAAUAAAGGACAAGAAUGAUAAUAGUCCUGUGUUCAAGCCGGACACUAUCCAAGCAACAAUUUCCGAGAACGCCGCUCAAGGCUCUCCCCUGGCAACAUUACAAGCUUAUGACAUUGAUCAGGAGAAAACUCCUAAUUCCCAGUUCAACAUGACCGUGGUGUCACAAGUACCUGGCUCACCAAAAAUUUUCCUGAAGGAUCUGCCUCUAACAACUGGAACUAAACAGCUCACCUUCACAGGAUGCUUUGAUUAUGAUAAAGUAAAAACAUACAAAGUGCUAGUUGAAGCGAAGGAUCUAGGGACACCUACAAUGUCUUCAACUGCAACUGUUCUUCUGAACAUCACAGAUUCCAACACCCAUCUCCCAGAAUUCAGUUCUGCCAUGUACAACGCUGAAGUGAUGGAAAUGGAAUUAAACACGGAGAUCCUAAGAAUUGGCGUCACAGACAAGGACACACCAAACACGCCUGCGUCAAGAGCAGUGUUCUCCAUCCUGAAGGGCAACGAAGAUCGAAAUUACAAGAUCGAGACAGAUCCCAAAACCAAUGAAGGUGUGCUGUCUGUUAUCAGGGGGAAGAAUUUUGAGAAAACUGAGAUCACAGAGCUGGAGAUAGCAGUCGAGAACGAGGAGAAAUUAUUUCAGUGUGUUGAUGGAAAGCCCGUAAUAGGUUUUAGACCAAAGCUAAACACUGCCAAAGUGGCAGUGAAAGUCAUUGAUGUGAAUGAUCCCCCUGAAUUUAAGAAGAAUGUUGAAAAAGUUCACCGAAAUGAAAAUGGAGCUCCAGGAGAUGUGUUGUUUGUACCUGAAAUCAAAGAUGAAGACUCUGACAUAACCAAAAUCAGGUAUGAGUUAGCAAAAGACCCAGCCAAAUGGAUGAGUGUUGACCCGAAGACAGGAAAGAUCACCACAGUUCAGAAGAUGGACCGAGAGUCUGAACAUGUCUCAAUAAAUGGCACCUACACUGUUGUAGUCCAUGCUAUAGAUGACGGACAACCUCCAGCUACAGGUACAUGUACUGUUGUGGUCUACCUGGGUGACUUGAACGAUAAUGCCCCCAAUCUCACCUCCAAAAGCGUGGUCAUGUGCGGAAACAAGGUCAACCGUGUCAGUGUGACACCAGUAGACCAUGAUGGUCCUCCGUUUUCUAGUCCUUUUACCUUCUCUCUGGGAGGAGAAGAAGAGCUUAAGAAACUCUGGAAGCUGGAGCCCACCACAGGAGAAAACACCUCUUUGAUAAGUUUGACGACUCUGCCAUAUGGAAACUACUCAGUUCCUUUGAAGAUGCAGGAUCAACAAGCACUGCAGUCAGAAGAGGUUCUGCAGGUGGUUGUGUGUGAAUGUACGAGAGGAAAUGUAUGUCGUGGGCGUCUUCCUUUCUCCUCAAGGCUGGGUCCAGCAGCGAUCGGUCUCUUGUUUGCCGGACUUCUCCUUUUGGCCCUUCUACUCCUCUGUUGUUUUAUCUGUGACUGUCAAAACAAGAACUUUCAACACAUCCCCCUGAACCUGCAAGAUGAGGGCAACCAAACCCUUGUCAAAUACAACGAGGAGGGAGGAGGCUCAAUCUAUAAGCCCGAGUCCAUGCUUGCUUCUAAUAUUGGUCUCAGGGAAAGCUUGAAAAUUGCAUCUGCACCGCCUGAGUACCUGGUUACUGAUGGAUACAGGAAGGCUGAAAACGGUAUGCUGAGAAGCCCUUUGGGGUAUCAGUAUAACUCUGGGACAUUCCAGGAAAUGUCCAAUGGUAGUGGUGUGAUGAGCAUGCCAUAUCAUACCUGGUCAACUGUCCGAAGGGAAAGGGAAAGCAUUAGGAAUGGAGGUGGUCAGCUGUCCCGUUCAUUUAGCUUGGCUCGAACCGAAAGAAACCUUGCAGAACGCAUUGAGAGGAAAAUCAGCGGGUUUCCAGAAGAAUUGAAUGACUAUCCAGCAUAUUCCCCAUAUCAGUAUGAAUAUGAGGGGAAGGGAAGUGAUUGCCAGUCUCUGGAUCAGUUGACUGUUAGCAACCUUGGUGAUAACCUGGACUUCCUGCAGAACCUUGGGCCAAAGUUCAGCACUCUGGGUGGGAUUUGUCAACAGUCAUUGGAGCACAGGAAUGUCCGACUGUGAAAAUGGAUGAUGAUUUGAGGCUUGAGCAAUUCUGUUUUAUAUUGUUACACAUUUCUAUAAUGCUUGUUCAUCUCAACUGCAAAGGGGUACCGGGGAUUUUUUGUGCUGUGAUUUUUAUUUUUUGGAGAUAUGUUGCUCGAAGACAUGCCUUGAAUUUGAGCACCAUGAAACUUGUACAGUCGCAGGGUAAUUAUGGAUAAGCUGUGAACAUUGCAUCUUCAGUGCCAAGACUGGCCUCAAGUAACUAUGGGAUACACUAUGCAUUUGUACUCACAAUUAAGGAUGAAUGUUGGGUGCUUGAAUUGAAAACCACCUGAACUCAGCUUGUUCCACCCUGUCUGAAAUGAUCAGAGGCGUCUUGGUGGGUCUUGGCAGUGACCAAAGUGCUUCUUCUCUCACUAAUGCACUAAUAAGCCACUGUACUGAUCGGAUCUGUUCUGAAUUUACAUCUUUUUUCCUCAGCAAACGCAAAGCCACACAUCCCAACCACACUUCGCUAUGCUGAUUGUGUAAGCAAGUGAUUUUCUGGGGUUGUCCUGCACUUACAUGAUGCUAGUGGGAUGCUGCUUUUAGCUACCGUAUUGUUUCAUGCACUUUGCUAGAAUGAAUUUGCACUGCAGAAUUGUAUUUAAAGGGAUUUUCCAGCUGAAAAUGACAAUUCUAUCAUUUACUCACCUUAAUGUUGUUCCAAACAUAGGGAAGCUUAUUUCCGCCAUGGAAUAAAUAAUAAUAUAUAAUAAUAUAAUAAUUAAUAAUUAUCCCACAAUUGUGAUUUUUUCUUUCUUUCAGAAUUCUGAGGUUUUUUAUACACCUGACCUAUACGUGUACAUAAAGAAUUUGGAGAAAUUAAAUAUAAACUCGCGAUUGCAAGAUAUUUUAUUUUUUAAAUAUUUAUUUUCUGUGAUGAAAAUAAGCUUCCAAACAAACCUAUAUAACUUUCUUUCUUCUGUGAAACACAAAACAAGAUACUUUAAAGGACACUGGAAACCAAAAAACAUUGGAGCCCAUUGACUUUCAUAUGGACAAGAAGUACAGUUUUUGAAAGACAUGGGUAAGUAAAUAAUAACUGAAUAUUCAUUUUUGAGUGAACAUUCCCUUUAAAUACUGAGCAUUAAAAAAACAGCAAAAGUGAAUAAAGACAAUAAAGAACAAGCAGAAGUCAUUUCAGAGAAAAAUGAGAGAAAGAAAAUGAAGGUAAAGAUCGUUUAUCACUUCAACAGUAUCUGAGAGUCUGGCAGGUGGCAGUAAUGCACCAUCAAUAAUUACUACAUCCCUCUUACGUAUUUGUGUUUCCUCUUCUUAAAGGGCCUUUGUUCACCUGGGUUUUUUUUUCAUUGUUGGGAGGCUUUAUGAAGAGUGGCUUUUUUCUUUAAUCAUGUUACAUUUACGAUUUGUAAGUGUGAACACAAUGCAGUGUUCAUCUAUUUCUUUUAUAUUGCUCAUUGUAUUGUAAAUACUUUUUAUUUCAUCCAAAUUUGUCUUUAAGUAAGGAUUGAUGAUGUGUUUUAAAAACAGUGAUCUGGAUGGUUUUGGUGUAGAGGUACUGAGGGCCUGAGAUGUUGUCUGCAAUGUUCACCUUUUCCGUGAGGAACAGCCUCUUUAAAAAUGUAUUUUAACAUUAUCUGAAUAAAUAGGAUUAAAAUAAUGUUUAGUACAUUAA
Messenger RNA from Megalobrama amblycephala (Wuchang bream), 4309 nucleotides. RefSeq names its product cadherin 26, tandem duplicate 1 (gene cdh26.1). Bases 139 to 2649 code for a protein of 836 amino acids. The record is from RefSeq and is a predicted model, not a curated record. Gene Ontology annotation, biological process: cell morphogenesis; cell-cell junction assembly; calcium-dependent cell-cell adhesion. Gene Ontology annotation, molecular function: calcium ion binding; cadherin binding. Gene Ontology annotation, cellular component: catenin complex; plasma membrane; adherens junction. NCBI's taxonomy places the organism in Eukaryota, Metazoa, Chordata, Actinopteri, Cypriniformes, Xenocyprididae. The transcript has 19 exons.